Messenger RNA from Fusarium sp. VM40, 609 nucleotides. The record is from the annotation of a GenBank genome assembly. NCBI's taxonomy places the organism in Eukaryota, Fungi, Ascomycota, Sordariomycetes, Hypocreales, Nectriaceae.
AUGUCCGCCACAUCCACAUCCGCCGAUACAACGCCCAUCGCCCCAGCGCGCUUCGCCGCUGCCUUGAAGGACCUAUCCAUCGGCAUGCUACAUCUCAAGGUCCUCGAAAUCCGCAACUCGAUCGCCCAUUUGCAGUACUCCAACGACCAGCUCAAACCAUUCGCCGAGGGCACAGAGACCACACCCUCAGGUGGCGCCUCAGAGCCCGACCAGGACUGCAUCGACGCCAUCCGCGAGAACGAGGGUGUCAUCGACCGUAUGGCCGAGCGCAUCGCCAUCAUCCGCGCAGAGGUGGAAGAACGUGGUCUCAGCUGGACAGAAUUCCAGAACCGCGAUGAGACUACGAGUAAAAAUGAUGAGGAUGCUGCGGCUGCUGUCAACGGGGACGCCCAGCCUAGUGCUACAGCACCGGGUACAGAGAGUCGACACGAUGCCUGGAGUGAUGGGACUUUCCAGACCGGAACGAUUCGAAACGGCGAGAUGCAAGUAGAUCGUGAGGCUGGCAGGCCUGAAGGCGGUAGCUUGAAUGACGAACAACUUCGACGAGCUCUGGAGGAACGUAUGCGAGAUCUGGAAACAGACGAUGACGAAGGAGGCAUGCACCUGUAA